Molecule: messenger RNA, 3524 nt
Organism: Anguilla anguilla (European eel)
Lineage: Eukaryota; Metazoa; Chordata; Actinopteri; Anguilliformes; Anguillidae
Gene: sfxn5a
Product: sideroflexin 5a
Exons: 14
Coding region: 120-1097 (325 amino acids)
Biological process (GO): monoatomic ion transport; mitochondrial transmembrane transport; citrate transport
Cellular component (GO): mitochondrial inner membrane
Molecular function (GO): citrate transmembrane transporter activity; monoatomic ion transmembrane transporter activity
Source: RefSeq, a predicted model, not a curated record
UGAUUAACUGCUUAAGUAGUGUCGCUGACCAGCAGGAUGCGAGAGUUGUUCCUUUGAAAUUAUGCAAUAUUUAGAUAGUAAAAUUAAAACGGUUAAAAAUUAUCCAGCAAUCUGGUGUCAUGGCGGAAUCAACAAUCUACCCCCAGUUCCAGCUGGGGAAAUCUCGAUUCGACCAGAACACUUUCUCCGGCCGGCUGAGGCACUUCCUGGAUGUGAUCGACCCGCGCACACUCUUGGUAUCUGAGCGUCGUCUGAAGGAGUGCAUGAAACUGCUGGAUGAUUUUAAACAAGGAAACCUUCCACCCGGAGUGUCAAAUGCACAACUUUGGGAAGCUCAGAAAAUCAAACAGGCCGCCGUCCACCCCGACACCGGCGAGAAGAUCCUCAUGCCCUUUCGCAUGUCAGGUUAUGUCCCAUUUGGAACACCAAUAGUCGUGGGUCUUCUCCUUCCCAGUCAGACGCUGGGCUCCACAGUCUUCUGGCAGUGGCUGAACCAGAGCCACAACGCCUGCGUUAACUACUCCAACCGGAACGCCACAAAGCCUGCUGCAGCUUCCAAGUUCCUCCUGGGAUAUCUGGGGGCGGUGACGAGCGCCGUCUCCAUCGCGGUGGGGCUCAACGUCCUGAUCCGGAAGGCCAACCGGUUCAGUCCGGCGGGUCGGGUUCUGGUGCAGAGGUUUGUUCCGUUCCCGGCUGUGGCCAGCGCUAACGUCUGUAACGUGGUCCUCAUGAGGAACUCAGAGCUGACCGAGGGCAUCGACGUGCUGGACUCCAACGGCGACGUGGUGGGAACGUCAAAAAUAGCCGCCAAGCAUGCACUGCUGGAGACGGCCCUGACCCGAGUGGUCCUUCCCAUGCCCAUCCUGGUCCUCCCCCCCGUGGUCAUGGCCUUCCUGGAGAGGCUCCCCCUGCUGCAGGCCCACAGGAGGCUGGUGCUGCCGGUGCACAGCCUGGUGUGUCUGGCGGCGUUUGGGCUCGCCCUCCCCCUCGCCAUCAGCCUCUUCCCCCAGAUGUCCCAGAUUGAAGUGUCACAACUGGAGCCAGAGAUCGCCAUGGCGACGAAUGACAAGGCGGUGACCUACAACAAGGGACUGUAACUACCAAAGACAGUGCAGGUGGAUAAGGUCGAGGGCAAGCGUGCGACUCUAGUCCCAUAGCGGUCUGAGCCGGUCCGGGUCUUACCGGGAAGCACCCGAUAGUCUUAAAACCUUUGUGUACAGUGCUAUUAUUAUGAGGGCCAGGAAUUAAUGUCUGGCUCUGGCAUCUUAAAUUCUGCCAUAUUCAACUGCAUAAAAUGGGAAAUUCUGUUGACUAGUAACGAGUGUGUCCAAGUGAAAUGGUUCAUACCAAUGAGAAGCAAAAUGGGAACAGGAAAUGACAUCAUAACGGUGACUGAACUGAGCCAAGUGCAGAGCUUACAUUUUAAGGAUCCUGAACUGUGAAUAUUAGUGUUUCACCUCUGCGUCUAUAUUUGUUCAGUACAUAUAUAGACCCGGGGGAGGGGGGGGGGGGGGUUCACAUGGGGGUGGUUUGGGGUCUGGUCAGAGUGCUGCCGUUCUACAGAAUUUACCUGACCCUGGAGUUAAAGAGACCACGCCCACCCUCGUGUGCUCGUUCCCUCAGCCAAUCACAGAUCCCCACGCCCUCUGAACUGAGAAUUAUCAACGAGGAGCCAAACGUCAGUGCUCUCAAGAACCCCAGUUCCCGAACCUUACAUUACAUUACCGUGCCAUCAACAUUGGUCCAGUUUUUACUUUGGGGGCGUGGCCUGUAAGGAAACCCCGCCCACAGAGGCAGAGUUUUGCCUUAUGGGGAUUUCGGCACCAUGGAUGGAAAGACUUGUACCCUCGGACUCGUGGAAGACUGCCCUCCUUCAGCUAACAGACUUCCAGGCUCCGCCCACAUACCGGUGAAUUAAUUAACAAUGCAAAUUGCUGUGAUAUGCUCCAGUGCGGGUGUGGCUGCGGUUUGAUGGUACGCUCCGGUGUGGCUGCCACCGUAGUUUAAUCACGGCAGAAUUGCAAAAAAAUUGGGUCCAAGGGGACAAGGACUGGCACGGACCUCCCGUGAGGGACGGCCUCUUCCUCGGUCACCUCGGCAACCGCCUUUCCGUCGCAUCGCUGGACCGUCCAGGUGCCGCCAUGGAAACGCCAUGUCUCAGUCCCAGCGGCCUGCGUGGCGUUCAGAUUUAUCGCUCGAAGCGUUUCAGGUUUUCAGCCAACGGCAGCAUUCUCGUCCCCGGCUGCGUAUGAGCCCGCCGAGUGCCUUGCGCGCUGUGUUGAGGUUCAGCAGGACCUGUGACGGUUUGAAAGUGGAUCUUGCGGUUGACCUUGUUUUGGUUUUCUGCGUUUUCGCCAGGUCCGAACACAGGACCUUCAGCAGAUACUGCCCCUUACUGCCGACCCGCGAAUGGCCAUGUGCUGAUGUAUCUACUGUGACUCUUGCUUUAUCAAAGUGUUAGGCAAAUAUGUAUUCAACUUUAAGUCUUUAUUGUCCCAUCAGGGGAAAGUUUUUUACAGCCAGGAGUUUAAGAGAUUACCAAGAAAUACAUAAAAUCUCACGCCAACAAAACCACAUAAAAACAUAAUAGUCAUAACCAAAGAUGUGAAUGUACCAGAGAUUAAUUGAAAUUGAUUUUAAGUGUUUUUAAGCAAAUAUCAAAUCCAAUCAAGCAGCUUUUUUCAUGAGUAGCACUGUUAUGUGGGCUAGUAUUAAUUCUUCAAUGUAGAAGUGUGUGUGUGUGUGUGUGUGUGUGUUUGUGUGUGCUUGUAAGUUUACAUGGAAGUGCCAUACCUUACACGCAGCGGAAAAUAAAUGAACUAUUUGUCAAUGUUGUGAUUUUUUUGCUGAUGCAUGAUGGAGUUCCGUGUGAGUAAACUUGCCUUUUUUAUUUCGCAUUGCCAUGUGUCUGCCUAGACCAGGAGAUUAGUUUGUUUACCUGGUUGUUAUGGGAACGUAGCAUGUUCGUCCGUUGGAGUGGGCAACGGGGCAAGAACGGACAUGUCGGGGUAUUAAAGGGAAACCGAAUCGCUUUUGGGCCUCAAGAAACUCUCCAAAAACACUUUGGUUACCACCAUUAGUUCUUCUUUCAAGGAAAUUCGGUCAAUGACGUUAGGACAGCUGUUCAGAAAUUGUGAUUAUGUAACCUCACUUCGAAGUACCAUAGAGUACCGACUUGUGUAAUAUACAAGACACUCCUGCAUUAUUGGUUAUUACACUGCAGUUCCUUGUCCUUUGAUAGUGCAGCGUGGGCACACUGAACUAAAUUGCCCUGGUAAUAUUGUCUUGACCCCCUGUCCCUAGAGUGAAAUGAGCAGUUAUUGCUGUGCUGCAAAACCUGUGCUGUGAAUUAUCGAUUAAAAUUGAUCCCGGGAAAAGUGUUGUCAUGUCACCGUCAGACAGAUCAUAGCUUCUGUUCAUAGCCGUCUUCGCUCAGAGUUUGUUUUUUGCGACUCCGCACGGAUCGCUCGCUGUGUGUUAAUUAAUUUUUUAAUCAUGCAAAAUAAAUUGUGUACUUUGGUAAA